Notothenia coriiceps (black rockcod) is the source of this 2227-nucleotide messenger RNA. RefSeq names its product WSC domain containing 2 (gene wscd2). Gene Ontology annotation, molecular function: sulfotransferase activity. The record is from RefSeq and is a predicted model, not a curated record. NCBI's taxonomy places the organism in Eukaryota, Metazoa, Chordata, Actinopteri, Perciformes, Nototheniidae. The coding region runs from base 16 to 723 and encodes 235 amino acids. The transcript is spliced from 3 exons.
UCAGAUAACCGCUGCAUGGACAGGCACUUCCUCCCCACUCGGGCCAAGCAGCUCGUGGCCCUCGCUAGUUUCCCCGGAGCCGGCAACACGUGGGCGCGUCACCUCAUAGAGCUCGCCACCGGCUUCUACACCGGCAGCUACUACUUUGAUGGCUCCCUUUACAACAAAGGAUUCAAAGGGGAGCGGGACCACUGGCGGAGUGGGAGGACGAUCUGCAUUAAGACUCAUGAGAGCGGCAAGAAGGAGAUCGAGUCCUUUGACUCCAGCGUCGUCAUGAUCCGAAACCCCUACAAAGCCCUCAUGGCUGAAUUCAACAGAAAGUAUGGGGGCCACAUUGGAUUCGCUUCCCAGGCCCAUUGGAAAGGGAAAGAGUGGCCCGAGUUUGUGAAGAACUAUUCCCCUUGGUGGGCGUCCCACACGUUGGACUGGCUGAACUACGGGAAGGUGGUCCACGUGGUCCACUUUGAGAACGUGAAGAGGGACCUGUUCUCCCAUCUCAAAGGGAUGGUCCAGUUUCUGGGUCUGAAGGUUUCUGAGGAGCGCCUUCUCUGCGUCGAGGGCCAGAAGGACGGGAACUUCAAGCGGUCCGGCCUGCGAAAGCUUGAGUAUGACCCGUAUACUCCUGAAAUGCGAGCGAGCAUCAAUGAACUGGUCCGGAAAGUCGACGCUGCCUUGAGGAAGAGGAACAUGCCCGGAGUUCCAGACGAAUAUAUGCCAAGAUGAUAUACGUGAACCCCUCAUUUAAUUCCCCCCCCCUUCCUUUAAUCGGACUGUUAAUUGGACAAUCUGCACCACAUUUUUAGGAUAACAUGACUGAAAUAGUUUGUUUCAAUAAUUUUGUAGGUAAACAUAGGUCAAAGCUGUAGUCUCUUUACUCUUACUAUUUUAAUAUUAAGGUUCUUUCAUUUUCUGUUGAACCUCAGCAGCUUUAUGCAUUAAUAGAAGAGGCAGUUGUCCCUAGGAAGGUUUCUUUUUCUCUUUGUCUAAAUGAAACGCCCUUCCUAUCCUGCUCUAUGCACAUGUGCUGUGUAGGCAUGUGAAAAUGCCUUAACUCAAAGGAGGUACAAUAGCUGUGACCACAGAGAGGCUCAUCUGACGGCACUGGCUGAUUCGUUGCCAGUCAGAAAAACAUGUGACCGAAAAAUCAUUAUACAAUACUGCAAAGUUUGAUGUAUGAGCUUAUUUUGUGCUAAAGAGAAAUAUGAGAAUGGAAAACUUUAAAUGUAUGAUUCUUGUGCUGCUGUCAGUUACAGAAAAAUACUAUUUUAUACAUAAACUUUAAAAUGUUCCGCCCUUUUGUCAGAGGGAAAAAUGCAAUAUGCAGGUUAUAACUACUUGAUCAUGAUACUGUGUUUCCAACUUUUUAUUUAAAACAAUCAGGAGUAAGAGGAAUCUGUAUUUUCAAUGAAGAGGUUAAGAACUCCUCUUAUUCAAGAAGAUGACGCAUCCCUCUUGAAGGCACUGACUCGAGGAGAGGAUUUAACUUGACAGCAUUUAUUUAUCUGUGGUGUGCAGUGUCCACUCGGUUGUGAAAUGUUUCCUUAACACUGGACUUGAUGCAGAAAUCCAAAAAGCACUUUUCUGUGCAACACUCGGCCCAAAGAUCACUGAGGAAUUAAGCAUUACACGUAUAUUAGAUUGGAGGUUUCCUUUAGCAGUAGUGAUCUUUAUUGAUUUAUUUUAUGACAGUUAAUCAUACUGAAUGUGAAAACUGUUUUUACUUUUUGUUUUAUGUCUUUGUUGUAUAAAAAGCUAUAACAUAGUCAAAGCUGAUAAUACAUUUACUCCUCAUAAUUUAAAAAGAAUAUCCACAAAUGUGUUAAAAAUUCAGCUCACAUUUUAUAAGCGGCACGUCUGAUACUGGUACUCAAUGUGCUAUGCGGUAUGCUUUAAAACAAACAAAUAUAUAAAUAAUUAGAUACACAAAUAUAUAAAUAAUUAGAUACACAAAUAUAUAAAUAAAUAAAACACUGGUGAUUGAGAACCAGGAAAUAUUAACUGACUUCCAUUUUCAGAAUGAUAUAGAUAUAUUUUUAUAGUGUUUGCUGACACUUUGACAAGAUUUGUAUUGCAACUAGCAAAACGGGAGAAGUUGUUUCUAUUUUUAAAACAUGCUUUAAACUUUAUUGGCUCUCGCUUUCAUUGACAAGCAGGCACACAGUGUCACAUUUGAAUGUAUUUUUUAUGGAAUGAAUGUUAUGUGAUAAGGCCCAAUAAAUGAGUAAAU